Molecule: messenger RNA, 1137 nt
Organism: Miscanthus lutarioriparius
Lineage: Eukaryota; Viridiplantae; Streptophyta; Magnoliopsida; Poales; Poaceae
Source: the annotation of a GenBank genome assembly
AUGGUCGCUCUCUCCAAACUAGCCUUGGUGUCCGCAGUGGCGCUGCUGGGCUGGGCGUACCAGGCCACCCGGCCGCCGCCCCCGGCGAUCUUGGGCCCCCCAGGAGGGCCGGUGAUCACCUCCCCUCGAAUCCGGCUCAAAGACGGCCGGCACCUGGCCUACAGGGAGGAAGGAGUGCGCAGGGAGAACGCCAGGUUCAGGAUCAUCUUCAUCCAUGGCUUCUCCUCCACCAAGGAGAACGGGUUCCCCGUGUCCCAGGAGCAUGUGGAGGAGCUCGGCAUAUACAUGCUCUUCUUCGACAGAGCCGGGUACGGUGACAGCGACGCCAACCCGAAGCGCAGUCUCAAGAGCGACGCCACGGACGUCGAGGAGCUCGCCGACGCGCUGCAGCUCGGGGACAAGUUCUACGUGGUAGGGUGCUCCAUGGGCGGCUACCCAGCGUGGAGCUGCCUCAACUACAUUCCGCACAGGCUGGCCGGAGUGGCUCUGGCCGCGCCGGCGGUGAACUACUGGUGGACGCUGCCUGCCAACGUGUCGAGGACCGCGUACGGGAAGCUCCACGUCCGGGACCGUAGGACCUUCUGGAUCGCGCACCACGCGCCGUCGCUGCUCCACGCCUGGCUCGCGCAGAAGUGGUUCCGGGUGUCGCCGAUCGUCAGGGGUGAGCGCGACGCGUUCACCGCCAAGGACUGGGAGAUCCUCACCGAGCUCUGGAGGAAGAAGCGCGAGAGCGGCCAGAUCGAUCCGGCCAAAGCAACGCAGCAGGGGACCUACGAGUCACUGUGCCGCGACGCGACGAUCCUGUUCGGCACGUGGGAGUUCGAUCCCACGGAGAUCAAGAACCCGUUCCCCGACGGGGAGGGCGUCGUCAGCAUCUGGCAGGGGUACCAGGACAAGAUCGUCCAAGUGGAGAUCCAGCGGUACGUGGCGCAGAAGCUGCCGUGGGUGCGGUACCACGAGCACCCCGAGGCCGGGCACGCGCUCCCGGACAUGGACGGGAUCGGGGACAAGAUCAUCAGGGAGCUCUUGCUCGGCGAUGCUAAACUUGGCGCAAAUCGGUCAUGCAGAGUGUAUCACACUCCAAACGUUCCUCCGGUGUGCACCAGCGCUUGUGCCCGAAGCAGUGGCACUGUGUGA